Penicillium cosmopolitanum is the source of this 1443-nucleotide messenger RNA. RefSeq lists its product as uncharacterized. Lineage: Eukaryota; Fungi; Ascomycota; Eurotiomycetes; Eurotiales; Aspergillaceae. The record is from RefSeq and is a predicted model, not a curated record. Bases 1 to 1443 code for a protein of 480 amino acids. The transcript is spliced from 8 exons.
AUGGAAGAUCCAGUGGGAGCUAUCUGGGCGAGAAAGCUCUCGGCUGAGCGCAUAGCCUACCUGGCGCAAUCCCGAAUUCCUGAUAUCAUCGCUUGCAAUGUCAUUCUACUCGUGUUUGCAACCGGUGGCUUACUGAUCCGAUUGUUUGUCCGGGUUCGAUAUCUCACCGGGAUCAACCUUGAUGAUAUAAUUUGCAUGACUAGUUGGGUAUUCACCUUUAUCCUGUGCUUCACUGCGAUGUUGAUGACCAAAUAUGGGUUCGGCAAACACAUCGGGACAGUGUCGAGUUUCAAUGAUCGAGCUAUGUUUCUCAAACUCGAUUUUGUCGCAAUGAUUACAUAUGUUCUCUCUCUCGGUACGAUUAAGAUAUCUUUCUGCCUCUUAUACCUCCACAUUUUCCCAGGGGACAAGUUCCGGAUUGCCUGUUGGUGGCUUCUUGCAAUUAUUGUGGCACAAACUACCGCAGAGACUCUGGUGGUACUCUUUCAAUGCAAUCCUGUCCAUAAGGCCUGGGAUGCCACGGGCCUCGUGGAAGGUACCUGUGUCGAUAUGAAUACAUUCUACUAUGCCAACUUCGCCGUCAAACUGGCCAGUGACUUGGCAUUAUUCACUAUGCCAAUUCCAAAGGUAGUUCGACUGAGAAUGACGGUGGGGAAGCGUGUAGGCUUGGUGGUGAUGUUCAGUCUGGGUCUCCUGGUAUGCAUGACAAGCAUCAUUCGAAUCAGUUAUCUCAACACCUUUGAGGUGGAUCAUACUUGGUCAAUGGUUAAUGCAAUGAACUGGUCCUGUGUGGAAGUCGCUGUCGCCAUUUUUAUUGCCUGUAUUCCCUCAUUCAAUACCUUGAUUAUAUAUCGUUUCCCGACGUUACGAAGAUUAUUGGGCCUCCCCAGCAACAAGGAUCAUGGAACAUGCACGUCAAAGGCAUACGGAAGUUCGAGCCGUCGAGUCUAUAAUAAUUUGUCAAUCGACCAUCGCAAUAGCCUCAAGCUGAAACCGGUCACCGGUCAUAGUCAUGCAGAUGUGGAAUCCAGCACCAAUGAGUCCCAGGAGCGGAUAAUACAUGAGGGAAUACAGGUGAUGACCAAUUAUGAAAUGUGGUUUCGAGCACAGGCCGAGAAACAAAGCGUGGAGGCCGAGCUAGAAAGUACCGAGGCUGCACGGUCGACCGCGGAUAUCGUGGUAUACUCCGAUGCCUCGGGACGAGGAGGUCAUCUGGGGUGCCGCAGCGGCGGCGCUCGUCGAAUUGCUGAAAACAACCGACAUCAUACAAGUUCAGGUCGGACCUAUGGAGCGAUAGUCGGUUCACGCCACCGAGCUAUUGGGAUUCUGUUCGCCAUCAACAUCAUCAAUAAGAUUGCUCUCUGGCACUGCAGAAUCCAAACGCGAGCGAGAUCUGCCACCAUCCUCGCUGAUUUGCUGGCCAAAGAGGCAGCCAUACCGUGA